This is a messenger RNA of Pimephales promelas (fathead minnow), 4338 nucleotides long. Its product is annotated as calcium-independent phospholipase A2-gamma. Gene Ontology annotation, biological process: arachidonate metabolic process. The record is from RefSeq and is a predicted model, not a curated record. Gene Ontology annotation, cellular component: membrane. NCBI's taxonomy places the organism in Eukaryota, Metazoa, Chordata, Actinopteri, Cypriniformes, Leuciscidae.
AUCGCGGAAGUGCGCGCGGAGGGUCGCUCUGUGUUUAUCAGUUGUUCUCAGUGUCGAGUGACCCGUAAACAGCAGCAAACACCAUAACCAGCUAACUGUAACACUUAUACUAGUACAACCGACAAACAAACAUUCGUUAUGAGCGUUUAACCCACCACAGAUCCUCCUUAAUAUUCCACGCUGCAGCUUUGAGUGUGUGUGAGCUUCCGCUGAUGAAGAGUCGUGAGGAUGACUGUGGUGUGGCUGCUGGACUGUGUGUGCCACAGACCGGGGUGUGUGACCGUCGCCCUCUGCUGGUCCCCGCGGACGAACCCCUUCUAUAGACCGCCGCUCAGGAGGUUCUGGUUCUGCCGGGUCGGGUCACACACAAACACCUGUGCCUUCAGCACGUCUCCGCGGCAGGAGUCGGCGGAUCUGAGGCGUCGCUCGUCCCGUCUGCGUGCCGCUCUGGACUCGCUUCGGAAAGCAGUGCGCGGGACGCGAGCGGAGAUUUUGUCCCGACUCAAAGCGGUGAAAGUGAACUCAACACCGCCUCUUUUAUUACAGGCCCCGCCCUCUGCACCCCAGACUCCGCCCUAUACACACAAUGCCCCGCCCACUGCAUCUGAAGCCCCACCCCCUGCACUUGCUGCUACGCCAACUAAGAUUCAAGAACAGAAAGAGCACGGCGUGACCAAAACAGCCCCGCCCACUGCACCUCAGGCUCCGCCCUCCACCUACAAUGCCCCGCCCACUGUCACUCAGGAUCCGCCCUCCACACACAAGGCCCCACCCACUGCACCUCAGGCUUCACCCUCCGAACUUGCUCCUAAAGCAAUUAAGAUCCAAGAACAGGAGCAUGAAGUGACUGCAACAUCCCCGCCCACUGCACUCCAAACCCCGCCUUCCACACAAAAGGGCCCGACCACAGCACUCCAGGCUCCGCCCUCCACAUACAAGGUCACACCCAUUGCACUCCAAGCCACGCCUUCCACACAUAAGGCCACACCCACUGCAGAUCAGGCUCCACCUUCUUGUGUUUCUCCUGCAACUAAGAAUCAAGUACAUGAAGCAGCCCCGCCCACUACACCUCAGGCCCCGCCCACCUCUCAAUCCACACCCCUGUUCCACCCGUGGUCUCUCAGCACUCAUCUGGGCGAGACCUACGACUACCUGUCCCACCACAUCAACUCUUACUUCAGAGGCGUCACUAAACCUGAUCGAGCCGUCGCUCCGCCCCCGCCCUCGCGCCCGGAAACCCCGCCGUUCUCUCUCGGCAACUACAUCACGACAUCAGCGCCGAGCGUACAGGCCUUCGUGGGGACCUACAUCAGCCCGCUGGUGCCCCGCUUCCGCUCGGAGGCCAGGAGAGUGUCGACGGAGGCGGAUAAAGCGGACGGAGCGUCCGAGAGCCGAGAGCGGAGCGAUGAGGAGGAGAGAGCCCGACGCCUGCGGAUCCAGAGAGAGAAGAUCGUGGCGCGGGUGAGUGUGGAUAACCGGACCCGGGCUCUGGUUCAGGCCCUCCAGCGGGCGUCGGACGAGCCGGGUCUCUGUGUCCGGCGGGUGGAGGAGCUCAAUCUGCAUCUGCUGGAGUUCCCGGAGACGCGGGCCGCGGCCGUCAAGGAGCAGGCGGUGCCGGUUCUGCUGCGUCUGCUCCGGGCCGCUGACGGCUCUCUGAAGGCCCCGCUCCGGCUGGCUCUGGCUCUGCUGGGCUUCGUCCAGCCCGUGAGGAACCGUGGAGUCCGGAUCCUGGCCAUCGACGGCGGCGGAACCAGGGGUCUGCUGGCUCUUCAGACGCUGCGCCGGUUGCAGGAGCUGACGGGGAAACCCAUUCACCAGCUGUUCGACUACAUCUGUGGCGUCAGUACAGGUGCGAUAUUAGGCUUCAUGCUGGGUGUGCUGCAGCUGCCUCUAGAGGAGUGUGAGGAACUCUACCGGACGCUGAGCUCUGACGUCUUCAAGCAGAACGUGAUCGUGGGAACCGUGAAGAUGAGCUGGAGUCACGCCUUCUACGACAGCCAGAUCUGGGAGAAAGUGCUCAAGGAGAAGAUCGGCUCGGAUCUGCUGAUCCAGACCGCCAGGAACCCAGACUGUCCGAAGGUGGCGGCGGUGAGUACAGUAGUGAACCACGGUCCCCCAGUGAAGGCGUAUGUGUUCAGGAACUACACGCUGCCGGUCGGGGCUCUGUCUCAUUACCGCGGCGGCUGCCGGCACCGGCUCUGGGAGGCGAUCCGGGCGUCUUCUGCUGCUCCCGGAUACUUCCAGGAGUUCGCUCUGGGUCACGACCUGCACCAGGACGGUGGGAUGCUGAUCAACAACCCCACGGCUCUGGCCAUCCACGAGUGCCAGUGUCUGUGGCCGGACGUCCCGCUGCAGUGUGUGGUGUCUCUGGGAACCGGCCGCUUCGAGAGCGCCAGCGGCAGCAACAGCGUCUCCUUCACCAGCCUGAAGACCAAACUCAACAACGUCAUCAGCAGCGCCACCAACACCGAGGAAGUGCACACUAUGCUGGACGCUCUGCUGCCGCCCAACACGUACUUCCGCUUGAACCCGUUCCUGAGCGAGGACGUGUCUCUAGACGAGAGCCGGCACGAGAAGCUGUGUCAGCUGCAGAGCGAGGCGCAGGAGUAUCUGCAGAGGAACCAGGAGAAGCUGAGCCGAGCCGUGGGCGAGCUGACCCGAGAGAAGACACUCGUGCAGACGCUGAGGGAACGACUGAAGCUCACAGCGCUCCUGUACGGCCUGUAGCCACGCUGAACCUACCCGAUGAUGUUUCUGCGAGCGAAUCGAGCUUCGUGUGAGGACUCCGGGUCGGAUGAUGACGAGUGGCUGCGGUUCAGCUUGUGGAAUUAUCCAGCAGAUUAUUGAGGUGUUCAUGGGACAAUCUCUUAUGUUUUGUUGAUCAUCAGUGUUUCAUGUUGUGACCUACAGCCAUAUCUUGUACUGACGGUUAGAUCAGAACAUGUAAGUGAAAGGGAUUUUGAGAAUCAGGACCAUGCAGGCCGUGGUGAUGUCCUGUGGGGUUUAACGGUUCCCUGUUUAGCUUUAUAAGGACUGCCGGGUCUUGAAGUCUUCCCUGUGUUCAUGGAAAGACAGGAGUUGUACUAUUGUUGGCAUUAACAAUUUACCAUUUAUUUAAGAUUUAUUUAUUUACAAUUUUAUUUAUUAAUUUUUUGAGAGAAAAUUUUCUUGUGAAGAGACUGAACUGACCAGGUUUUCUGGAUUCGCUCCUGCUGUCGCUGUCUGAGGGCCGUGUGGUGAAGGCGUGGUGCAAGUACUCCAGACAGACAGACAGAGAUUAUUGAGAAACGGCCACAACAACAACAAUAAAAACCAUCUCGAUUCAUUGCACAAACCUUUUUGGGGCUUAAAAAUGCAAAAAAGUGAAACCACCCUCCGGAAAUCUUUAAAGCGCUCCCCCGCCGCGCUCCCGUGUAAACGGUAAAAACGCGAAGGUCUGCUUGACAGUGAAGGUUACGCAGGCGCGCGGGCUCGGUGUUGCUGUAGUAUGCACGCUUAGCCGCCUGGAGUGCACACUACAGUGAAUUUCACACAGUUUUGCGUCACCAUCUGCACGCGGAUUUCCCACCCAAAACGCUCGUCUAAACGCAGAAUAAAAAGUGAUGACGCAACGCCACUUUAGCGUUUUCUCUUCAGAAUCGUUUCUGUGUAAACACAGCCUUAGAGAUUGCUCUUUUAUUCAUUCAUUGGUAGGCCUAAAUCAUUAAUCAACUAUUACCAAAAUCUCCUGGAAUACUUUGCUAAUAAUAAUAACAGCGGUCAAAGACAAUAAUUAAAAAGUGAAAUAAUAAUGCUGAUAAUAAUAUGGGAAUGCAAGCAGUUAAUUUACUUAAUCUAGUUUUUUUGUUUGUUUGUUUUCUUCAUCGGAAUCGUACGAAACUUGCCCUGCGUCUCAAUGUCUUUACUAUCCAUCAUCAACGUAUGUGAGAUUGUAUGAGAUCAUAAAACAUGAACAUAAUUCGAAAAGGUUGAAUAGUCCUGACUCCUGAAAGAAAUAGUCGGUCCCUUUCUUUCCCCGUCUCUGGCUAUGGUCAGUCCACUCCGCGUGCAUUAAAAAUUAAUGGGAAAGGAAUUUCAUCAAGUGGAAAUGUUUGGUAUUGCGCCCAAACAAAAUCUUACUGAAGAGUUUUUUUUGUUUUUUUGUUUUUUGAGAUAUCAAAUUCAAAUUUCAAAUUUGUAACACAACUUGUAGAUUUAUGGUAAUGGCUUUGAUUUGCUCGUAAUUUUAGAGUAAAACUUGUUUUGAAAAAUAUAUAGCCUAUAUCAUAUAAAAAUUGCAUAUAUCAUUAGGCCUAUUGUGCAUUUUUCAUAAAAAAUAAACCCCACUUUGAAAAACGA